Tribolium madens (black flour beetle) is the source of this 1466-nucleotide messenger RNA. It is a transcript of the gene Ems, whose product is annotated as homeotic protein empty spiracles-like. The transcript has 3 exons. Gene Ontology annotation, molecular function: DNA binding; DNA-binding transcription factor activity, RNA polymerase II-specific. The record is from RefSeq and is a predicted model, not a curated record. Bases 129 to 1013 code for a protein of 294 amino acids. Lineage: Eukaryota; Metazoa; Arthropoda; Insecta; Coleoptera; Tenebrionidae. Gene Ontology annotation, biological process: brain development; regulation of DNA-templated transcription; neuron differentiation.
GUCUCGGUAGCACGUACUCGGGUGCUAAGUAACAGUAAUUGCCUGCAAUUGUCGUAAUGGUACUCUAGUGUUUAGUGUUGGGUGCGAUGUGGUGUGCGUGACCAUGGCUUGCUAAGACUCUCAUAACCAUGAUGCCGUUGGCACCGACUCCCAUCGUGGCGGUGCCCUCCAAGCCCAAGAUCGGCUUCUCGAUCGACUCCAUCGUGGGGCAGAGUCCCCAGCACUCGCCGGUGCACUUCUCAGAGGGGUCGGCGCCGCUUUCGCCCUCCAGCGAUGACAACCAGCCCCGGUCGCCCGCCUCGCCCAAACCGCCCAUCAUGGUACCGGGCAUCCCGGCGCACUCCCUGGUCAGGCCUAGUCCCACCUACGACCCCAAUCUGGUGCCCAAGAACGGCUUCCUCCAGCCCGAGAUGGUGCACAACCACCAGCAGCAUCCCUUCGCCUUGGCGGCGCACUUCCAGGGAGCGGCGUUGGCGGCGGCGCUCUCCUCCGGACAGCACGGCUUCCCCCAGCCGUCGCCGCUCACCACCCACCAGCCCAGGGAUAGCUACCCGCUCUAUCCCUGGCUGCUCUCCAGGCACGGCAGGAUUUUCCCCCACAGGUUCCCGGGAGGACCGGACAUUCCCGGAUUCCUCCUGCAGCCCUUCAGGAAACCAAAGAGAAUACGGACGGCGUUCAGUCCGUCGCAACUGCUCAAACUCGAGCACGCUUUCGAGAAAAAUCACUAUGUCGUAGGUGCGGAACGAAAGCAGCUUGCACAGUCGUUAUCGUUGACUGAAACUCAGGUGAAGGUGUGGUUCCAGAACCGGAGGACCAAACACAAGCGGAUGCAGCAGGAGGAAGAGGCGAAGACGAGCCAAGGCGGAAACAAGUCCAGCUCGCAGGGUAGCCAACAGAACAGCCACCAUGUCAACAAGUGGAAGCAGGAAACGGGGGAUGACGGCCAAUACGGGGAGUAUAUCGAUAUGGACAUGGACGAGGAAUGUGUGAGUGAUGUAGAGAGUGAAACAUAAACUGUGUAAAUAGUGACGAUUGUGCCAACUUUUACGUGCCAAACUGUUYGUUAGUGCCAAUUCGCAAUUUCAAAUUCCCCCAGUAGAGUAGUCCCAGUGUAAAUACGGUCCCCUUAUUUAUUUCCAGGCAUACCUAACAACUUUUUGUAUUUAUUUUUGUGUACAUAUAAGUAUUGUGAAUAUUCUAUUGAGAAGACACCGUUUGUUUUCCUGUGAUUAUCCUGUUUUAUUUUCCACAUAUCUAACGAAUUUUUACAUAAAUAUGUGUGUAUAAAUAGACGUUUGUUGAAGAAUUUUUUACUUGUACAUUUUUUUAAGACGAGACUUUGAUUUUUGAUAAAUCUAUUAAAAAUUGAAGCUCUCAUUUACUAGACUUAACUGUAGAAAAAAUAUGUUGAGUAUGAUGUACUUAAAAACAAACUUGUAAAGAACACGAAAUAUACCUAAAAGAAA